UCCUCCGCUGACAUCAGCCUGCACCGCCAUAUUGGAGAAGUUACCUCCGCCAGCUCGGCCGCAGCAGGCGGGGAAUGCCGGCUUCCACCGUCACUGCUUCGGCCGAAUCCCGCUCCCCAUGAUUCCCCGCGGCUGGCCGUUGACCCCGUGGGGAUAGGGCGGAGGCAGGAGCGGCUGCCGUCUCUUCUUUCUCCCUCCCGAUCUGUCGCCAAUUUCCUCUCCCCGUGGCGCGGGCCUUUGACCUUCCACCGCCUCCAGCCAUGACUUCCUUGACCCAGCGUAGCUCCGGGCUGGUGCAGCGCCGGACAGAGGCCUUUCGCAACGCCGCCGCCGCCAAGGAGCGGGAGGCGGGAGGCAGCUCUGAGGAUGAAGGCCGCAGGGACGAGCCCGGCGACGAUGAGAAGGGCGACUCCAAGGAAACACGCCUCACCCUCAUGGAAGAGGUGCUGCUCCUGGGUCUCAAGGACCGUGAGGGUUACACAUCAUUUUGGAAUGAUUGCAUCUCCUCGGGAUUGCGUGGCUGUAUGUUAAUUGAAUUGGCAUUGCGAGGGCGUCUUCAGUUAGAGGCUUGCGGAAUGAGGCGUAAAAGUCUAUUGACAAGAAAGGUAAUUUGCAAGUCAGAUGCUCCUACAGGGGAUGUUCUGCUUGAUGAAGCUCUGAAACACAUAAAAGAGACCCAACCUCCUGAAACAGUACAAAAUUGGAUUGAACUGCUGAGUGGUGAAACAUGGAAUCCAUUGAAGUUGCAUUAUCAAUUGCGUAAUGUCCGUGAACGGUUAGCGAAAAAUCUAGUGGAAAAAGGUGUACUGACCACAGAAAAACAAAACUUCCUUCUUUUUGACAUGACUACACACCCUCUCACCAACAACAAUAUCAAGCAGCGCCUCAUUAAGAAGGUUCAAGAAGCAGUUCUUGACAAAUGGGUAAACGACCCUCACCGCAUGGAGAAGCGCUUACUAGCACUUGUUUAUUUAGCCCAUGCCUCAGAUGUUCUGGAGAAUGCUUUUUCCCCCCUUCUGGAUGAGCAGUAUGAUUUAGCCACAAAGAGAGUGCGGCAGCUUCUAGAUUUAGACCCUGAGGUUGAAUGCAUGAAAGCCAACAUGAAUGAGGUUCUAUGGGCUGUUGUAGCAGCUUUCACAAAAUAACUGCAUUGAGACCAAAGUGUUCUCUCUUUUUUCAUGUAAACCAGUUGUUUCUCUUUUUUUGGCUAUUCAUGCUUUCUGUAAUUUGUACCUUCUCACAUGAUGAACCAACUCUUGUUUAAUAGAAAUUAUGUGGUGAAUUCCCUCCUUCUCUAUCUGUAUACAGGAUUCUGCUGGUACAAGAGACCAUCCCAUUUAAAAACAACUAAAAAAAUUUUACUGGCAUAUUGGCAUUCUAAUUCCUAUUCAGUUUUGAGUUAUCUGAAAUACUUUGUUUAGUCUAUUUUUCAUCUUACUGUUACUGAAGUGGUUUAACAUGGAAAAUACCUCAAGAAGGAAAUGUGCAUACAGUUGGAUCACUAGUCUCAGCUGACACAGAUGUGUGCAUGCAUCAGUGCUUCUGCUGUACAACUCCUAACAGAUUGAAGAAGGGCCUUUUAAAAUCACCAAAGCUUCAUGUUGAAGUAUCUGUCAGGACAUUUUAUAUACAGAUGUUUUUUCAAUUAUAUCUAACAAAAUUACUUAAAAAGCAAAAAUGCCAUUAAGCAGCUUUUUCAAUAGUUCCUGUGAAAUGCCCCAUAAAUUUUACUUUUCAUUAAAGUCUCUUGCAUACUUAUGUUUACAUUAAAAUGAUAUCUGAGUCAUAAAGCUGGACUUGAAAGGUCCAGUUUUUACAUAAGCCCAUUUUGGGAUGGGAUGCAUUCCAUUAUAUUGUAUAUAUAGUUCAAAUUGUAAAUUAAAUACUGCACCAUCUUAGUAUUUUGCAAGUUUUACACCUGGUGCCCCUGAUUUGCCAUCAGCAAAACUCUCAAUCUAUUUUACACUUUAAAACAAAUAGUUAGUUCUAGUAGGUGUUGCAUUUAAAUGGUUAGCAAGUAAUGACUGCAGUUCAGAUUAUUACAAUUUCUGUAAUGGGAUGCUGUGCUAUCUGUUAUUUUUUUUCAUAUAAAAUUAUACUAAUUAGCACACUACUGUAAAAUUAUAAGACUCUGUCUUUAUAAAAUGAAUUGUCUUUUUGCCACUGCUUGUUAUCUCCCAUUUGUUUCACAGUGCAAAUAUGCAUUGAAAAAAAUAUGCAUCAAUCUAUGUAUUUUUUUCCUCAUAACAAUGAGGAUUUAUGGUGGGGCUUACAGGUGUCUAGAAACUUUUUUUGUUUAAUAUUCAGAGUAAGAAUACUAGAUGGUGUAUAACUUGAGAGUUGAAAUUUAGGAGAUCCCUUAGUCUGUAUACUAGCUUUUUACCUACAGCAAAUAAACUAUGAUCUUAAAAGUGCCUAAAACAGAGCAAGCAUGUAAUUUUUUUGUUGUUGCGAAUUAGAAAGGUUUUAUUGCUUAACUGAAAGCUUUCAUUAAUAUUCCUCUUAGAAAGAGAGAGUUUAUAUUAAGUAGAUCAAACUGACCCAAGCAGCAGUGUCACUCAGAUCUGCAGGAUUCAUGGCUGGGUCAGACUGAGUUAACUUGUGAGUGUUCAGUUGUGUCUGCCAUAGGUAGGCCUCUUCUAUCUUGAACAUUACUCUACAGCCUCAUCUGUGACUGGACUUCCAAUUUUGCAUUUAAUUUUAAAUAAUUUAAAUGCUUAGGUAGUUGACUUGAAAAUGUAACUUAAGUUCAUCAUAGCUAUAGAACCUCUUUAAAAUAAAAAUUUUAAAAAUAUAGUCCUUAACUUUUAGUGGCACAUUGUUCUUUCAGUUCUUGAAUUGUGUUUCUUUAUAAAAAUUAAAGUAUAAUGUAAGGUAUUUCAAACUUUGGUUUACAAAUAAAAAGAUAAACAGUGUUCUCCUAACUGUAAGAUGCUAUGUUUAAAACUUUGAGGAGCAUGGGCAUGAACUUUGGACAUUUUCUUUCAAACAUUUUCAAAAUGUGAUUGUUUUAAGUGAAUGAAAAAUGAAAGUUCUGUGUUACUCUUGUGAAAAAUGAGGUUCACUCACCUGGCAAAAUUUAAAAGUUUAAUAAAGGACAAUAGGAUUCAAAAAUAAAGCAAAGUUUAAUGACCGGGUGCUUGGCAUUCCACCAAGAGCACACCUGCUAUUUCGGAGAUACCCUUUACAUACCUUUUCUAUUGCAUCAGCCUACUGUAUAUUCAUAAAUAAAUAUGCAUAUUUAAACUUUU
Messenger RNA from Taeniopygia guttata (zebra finch), 3251 nucleotides. RefSeq names its product Golgi phosphoprotein 3. Lineage: Eukaryota; Metazoa; Chordata; Aves; Passeriformes; Estrildidae. The record is from RefSeq and is a predicted model, not a curated record. Gene Ontology annotation, cellular component: Golgi cisterna; cytosol; trans-Golgi network. Gene Ontology annotation, biological process: retrograde vesicle-mediated transport, Golgi to endoplasmic reticulum; Golgi to plasma membrane protein transport; Golgi organization. Gene Ontology annotation, molecular function: nucleic acid binding; phosphatidylinositol-4-phosphate binding.